CCCCUUUCCACGCCACGCGCCCCCUUCCUCCUCCGCCUCCCGGACACGCGUCUGCGCCCAUUCCGACGUGCGCAACAGCCCCAAGAGAGCCGAGGCACAGCCUCGCCUCCCCACCUCCACGCCCCGCUCCUCCCCGUCUCUCUCUCUCCACCCCCCUUCCACUCGCACAAAGAGGAUUCCCACGCCCUCCCUUUUGGAUGCAACCUACUACCUUUUGUCUCCGGCUUCCUGCGCGUCUGGAUCUAUCUUUUCUCUCCGACAUGGAUUUGGGAAACUGAGCAACAAGCCUCUCUUCUCCCCCCCCCCCCCCCCACCUUUCCUCCUCCUCCUCCUCCUCCCCUCCCCCCAAAUCACAACCAGAAGACAAAAGGAGACGAGGAUCAAUGCGAAGCAGCAGCAGCAACCGAGAGAAGAAGAAGAAGAAAAGAAGCUGAAUCGGUCCACUUCCCACUCGGGGUUUUCUUCCUCGAAGCGAGCCGUUGCCUCCUCUUGGCGUGCGUGUUCGUGUGGAUGCCUUGGGGUUUUUUUUCCGGGGGGGUGUCGGGUUCCCCCCUCUCCUUUCUUCUCUCCCUUUCUCUCCCCCGCCCCAAAAGCCUUUUGUAUGUCUGCGUGGGGUUUUCUACCUUUUUAACACCGAACGAAAAUUAAAAGAGAUUUUGGGGGAAGCGUGGGUGGGGGGGAAUCGGACACCCACCAAUCCAAGCCACCGAAAGCUGGUGUGGAAGGGAUUUUUUUUUUCUUUUUAAGAAAAGGAGGGGAUUUUUUUUUUACAUUUUAAUUUUUUUUAAAAAAAAUUCCCAAACCCCGCGGACCCGUCCUCCUCUUACGCGGCUAUGGAAUUCACGAGCGGCGGGGGCGGGGGCAGCGACCCCCGGCAAAUCGAGGAGAGCAAACCCUUGCUGGGCGAAAUGUCUGCGACGGAAGGCACUAAAAUGGGAGCCGCGCUUUGCAGGCGAGGCGUCCACUGCAGUGGCAUGAGGUACAAACUGCUCCAGGAAGGGGACAUCCAGGUGUGUGUCAUCCGGCACCCGCGGACAUUUCUCAGCAAGAUCCUCACCUCCAAAUUCCUGAGGCGGUGGGAGCCGCACCACUUGACCCUGGCGGACAGCAGCCUGGCCUCGGCCACGCCAACUGGGUACAUGGAAAACUCAAUUUCCUACAGCUCAAUUGAAGAUGUUCAGCUGCUGUCUUGGGAGAAUGCGCCCAAGUACUGUUUACAGCUUACCAUCCCUGGGGGUACAGUCUUAUUGCAGGCUGCAAACAGUUACCUAAGAGAUCAGUGGUUUCAUUCGCUGCAGUGGAAGAAAAAGAUCUACAAGUACAAGAAGGUGCUGAGUAACCCAAGCCGCUUGGAGGUGGUUCUGAAGGAGAUCAGGACCUUGGUGGACAUGGCACUGACUUCCCCUCUGCAAGAUGAAUCCAUCCAUCAAGCUCCUCUGGAGAUAGUUUCCAAAUUGCUCUCAGAGAAUACCAACCUAACCACUCAAGAGCAUGAAAAUAUUAUUGUGGCGCUUGCUCCGUUGCUGGAAAACAACCACCCGCCUCCUGAUUUGUGUGAAUUUUUUUGCAAGCACUGCAGAGAACGCCCUCGGUCCAUGGUGGUCAUAGAAGUGUUCACGCCGGUUGUGCAAAGAAUCCUCAAACACAACAUGGAUUUUGGGAAGUGCCCUCGGUUGAGGCUGUUUACUCAGGAGUACAUUCUGGCCUUGAACGAAUUGAACGCUGGCAUGGAAGUCGUGAAGAAGUUUAUCCACAGCAUGCACGGUCCAACCGGGCAGUGCCCCCAUCCCAGGGUCCUGCCGAAUCUCGUCGCGGUCUGUUUAGCAGCCAUCUAUUCCUGCUACGAGGAAUUCAUCAACAGCCGGGACAAUUCUCCGAGCCUGAAGGAGAUUCGGAACGGCUGCCAGCAGCCGUGCGACCGCAAGCCCAAUUUGCCCCUCCGGCUCCUGCACACGAGUCCCGACCUGGUGUCCCAAGAGGCCACGUUGACCGAGUCCCGCCUCAAGUCGGUCAUCGUCACGUCCAACGAGAUCCACGUGGAGGUGGAACGCAACAACACCGCCAACCAGAAGAUGACGGCCAACGUGGGCAAUGACAGCGAGCCCAACCUGAUAGACUGCCUGAUGGUCAGCCCCACCUGCAGCACCAUGAGCAUUGAACUCAGCGCCCAGGCGGAUCGCAUCCUUGGCUGCUACGUGGAAAUUCUCAAGAUGCUAUCAGAUUAUGACGACUGGAGACCAGCUCUCGCCAGCUUGCUUCAACCCAUCCCGUUCCCCAAAGAGGCUCUUGCACACGAGAAGUUCACAAAGGAGCUGAAGUACGUCAUCCAAAGAUUCGCAGAAGAUCCAAGACAAGAAGUCCAUUCAUGUUUGCUGAGUGUGCGGGCUGGCAAGGACGGCUGGUUCCAGCUCUACAGCCCCGGCGGCGUGGCAUGCGAUGACGAUGGAGAACUCUUUGCCAGUAUGGUUCAUAUUUUAAUGGGCUCCUGUUACAAGACGAAAAAGUUCCUUCUUUCGCUGGCUGAAAACAAACUAGGGCCCUGCAUGCUACUCGCUUUGAGGGGCAACCAGACCAUGGUGGAGAUUCUUUGCCUGAUGCUGGAAUACAACAUCAUAGACAACAAAGACACCCAGCUUCAGAUUAUCUCCACCCUGGAGAGCACCGACGUGGGGAAGAAGAUGUACGAGCACCUUUGCGACAGGCAAAGGGAGUUGAAAGAACUGCAAAGGAAAGGAGGGCCUACAAGGUUAACACUGCCAUCAAAAUCCACGGAUGCAGACCUGGCCCGGUUGCUGAGCUCGGGCUCCUUCGGCAACCUGGAGAACCUCAGCCUGGCCUUCACCAACGUCACGAGUGCCUGCGCUGAGCAUCUCAUCAAGCUGCCUUCGCUCAAGCAGCUGAACCUGUGGUCGACUCAGUUUGGAGAUGCCGGGUUGCGGCUCCUCUCCGAACACCUCACCAUGCUGAAAGUCCUCAACUUGUGCGAAACGCCCGUCACCGACGCUGGGCUGCUGGCGCUGAGCUCCAUGAAAAGCCUGUGUAGUUUAAAUAUGAAUAGCACCAAACUUUCGGCAGACACCUAUGAAGAUCUCAAGGCUAAAUUGCCCAAUUUGAAGGAAGUGGAUGUCCGCUAUACAGAAGCGUGGUGAAAUCUCUCGUGCUGAAUUUGUAGCUUUUGUGGAGGAGGAGGAGGAGGAGGAGGAGGUGUGAAGAAAGAUAUUUGAAACAAUAAAAAAAAGCAGAGAACUAAACUUUUGGCUUCUACUUCUAGAGAGCAGCAAGUUCUGAGGACUUCGAUUUUAGGAGCUGUGUUUGUGAGGUAGCGGAGUGUGGCUUUGCGUGUGGGAGGGGGAACUGAGCAUGUCCGGACCCCACCGAGUUCUUUCCGCUUCGUACUCUGAAAUUCGACAUCGUCUAAAUUAAAGGGGAGUGGGGGGGGGGAAGCAAGACUGUGUAGCUGCAAGAAAAUUAGGAGAAAAGGGGGGGCAUCUGUCUGGAUUUUCAUUUGCUUUUUGUGUGCGUGUGUGUGUGAUUUUUAAAUGCUAUGUGGAAAGAAAGAAAGAAAGAAAAAUACACGAGAACAUAACGCCAGUUUUUCCUAGUUUUCCUUGAAUGGACCCUCUGCCUUUAGGUGCUUUUCCAUCUUUCCCGCUCUUAAAAAAAGAAAGAGAAAUCAAGAGAAGAAAAAUUAAACUCACGUGAUUUUCACAUCUCGCUCUGUUCUUUUGACCGUUAUGCAAAGUAAUUUUGUUGUACAUACAAUUUACAUAAUGCACCUAUUUAAGACAAUGGCUCACAAACAACAGGUCUGGGACCUGUGUCUCUUAUUUAUGAAUUGUUCAUUCUUUUAUCUUGUUUGUUUGUUUGUUUCAUUUUGUUUCGCAUAUAGUACUGUAUAAACUAGUUCGCCGUCUUACUGAUUUUUUGUUUUGUUUUUUUAAAAAAACAACCACAACAGAAAACCUUCUUUGAAUAAUGGACUUUUGGACAUGCCUUCCUGUAUUACAUAGUUUCUGUCAUAUCCUUCAGCCCGCCGCAUUUCUGAUUUACAAAUGCCUCAAGCUUUGUUCAGACAGAGGAAACCGUAUGCAUAUAAAUACAUUUAUAUUAUACAUACAAAAGUGAAAAGAGGGUUGGGGGGUUGGGAAUAGGUUGGGAAUUACCCAAGUUAUACUUUAAAACUGUGCCAGGGUUAGGAAGUUAGGAGUGGCAAAGAAGCCACCUAUUAUAAUUGUUAUUCUUCUUUUUAAAAAAAAAAAAAAAAAAUGUUAGAUAAAAGAAAAACUUGAGUUUCAGAUAAAACUUAAGUUGAGCUGUCAAGGUAUGCCUGUCUGUUUUUUGUUUACGUCCAAUAUUUCAACGGCAAGUACUUCCACAUAGCAACUUUCCUGUCAUUUCCCCACCCACAGAGCACUUCUUUUCAAAAGAUGGAGGCACACCCUCUUUGCUGUGAUGGGUGUCUAAGGGCUCAUCUACACCAAGCAGGAUAUUCCACUAUGAAAGCAGUAUAUAAAAGGCAGGAGCCACACGACUGCUUUAUAGCGGUAUUGAAGUGCACUGACAACUGUUGGGGCGCAUUGACACAUGCCAUAUACCGCUAUAUCCUGCUUGGUGUGGCUCCUGCCUUUUAUAUAGCACUUUCAUAGUGGAAUAUCCUCCUUGGUGUAGAUGAGCCCUAAGUCCCAACCUGAAGAUAUAACCACUAUCCAUUUCCUGAUCCUCGUACAAUUACUGAGAAAAAAUAUAUGAUACAAAUCCACCCCCACAAACCCCAGUGUGUUUUCUUUUAUAAAUAUGCUUUUGGAUUAUUAUUAUUAUUAUUACUAUUAUUAUUAUUUUCACAAUAAGCAAUCUUUGGAUGGAGCAGCUUUUUUUUUUAAAAUAAAAAAAGCAAAAGUUUUAUUUUUUUUCUUUUCUUUUCGAGUUUAACAGAUGUUUUUCAGUUCUUUUUGCACCUCAAGAUUUAGCAUCCAGGCAAUGUAAUUUUUAUACAUAUAUAUAAAUAUAUAUAUAAAUAUAAAUAUAUAUAUUUAAUCGUAUUCAAUGGGAAGCAAAGCUUUUGCUGUUCUGGUUGUCUUUGGUUGUGUUUUUUUAAAAAAUUUGUUGAUAGGUAGCUUAUUCAUACUUUGAGUCUCCAUCUUCUGACUCUUCACAUCGACAAAAACGGUUGUUUCAAGUCUUAAUUCAUAUAGUGUGAUAGGUUUAUUUUUUGUUUUGGGGUGUGUUUUUUUCCCUGCCUUAUAUCCCAAGCUGUCUGAUAAACUCAGUGAGGGAAGAAAAGAAAAAGAAAAGAAAAAGGAGAUAAAACUUAUGCCAACAUUUUAUCCUUAGCACUGUUGCUUUUACCGAUGGAUUACUACUACUGUUCUGUAGCUGUGUAUAAAAAGAAAAAAGAAAAAAAAAGAUGUGAAAUAAUUUCAGGCAAAAAAAAUAAACUGUAAGUGAAUAUCUUU
This is a messenger RNA of Elgaria multicarinata webbii, 5453 nucleotides long. It is a transcript of the gene CMIP, whose product is annotated as c-Maf inducing protein. The transcript has 21 exons. The record is from RefSeq and is a predicted model, not a curated record. Gene Ontology annotation, cellular component: cytosol; nucleoplasm. Bases 834 to 3149 code for a protein of 771 amino acids. Lineage: Eukaryota; Metazoa; Chordata; Lepidosauria; Squamata; Anguidae.